This is a messenger RNA of Rhagoletis zephyria (snowberry fruit fly), 1850 nucleotides long. RefSeq lists its product as uncharacterized. NCBI's taxonomy places the organism in Eukaryota, Metazoa, Arthropoda, Insecta, Diptera, Tephritidae. The record is from RefSeq and is a predicted model, not a curated record. Gene Ontology annotation, molecular function: nucleic acid binding; zinc ion binding.
UUCCCGCUACAGCAAGUAUUGACGAGGAAUUGUCUUCACUGCAUAAGUAGCUAGAAAUAAUGAUGUUAAAACAACGUAUUUUCGAAUUGGAGAAAGGCUCAGCACCACCAGUGUGUAAUGCUGGCAACAAAAACAGUUACUGUGAUGUCGAACAUGCAUUAACAAAGUUCAGUGGAGAUGACAUUGCAUACUCAGUGCGAUAUUUUUUACGAGAUUUUGAAGAAGUGAUGAACAGAAUUAAUGCUGAUGAACGUUUCCGAUUUUUAUGCCUGCGGCGGUCUCUUACCGGCACUGCACGUAUGUUUUUGUCCAUGACAGCCGCAUUCACGUACGAUCAGCUACGCAAGCAACUAACUGCUGAAUUUGACAGAGACGUCAGCCGGCAAGAUGUUUACAAGAUGUUAGACCAACGGCUUUGGCAGAAGAAGACCGAGUCACUCCACUGCUACAUUCUCAACAUGCAGGCCAUCGCCAAAAGAUCUGACAUAACCGAAACUGAAGUCAUCGACUUCAUAGUUGAAGGCCUAGGAGAUAAUAUCUCUAACAAAAAUCUCCUUAUGGGCGCACGCACAAUUGAAGAGUUGAAGAUGCUAGUGGCCAGAUACCAGCAGAAGUACUUACGUCGCGAGAGUGACACAAUCAAAAGGCCGGCAAAGGAAUCAAUAAGGACUACGAAGGAAGUUGCCCACUGUUUCAAUUGUUCGCAAACAGGGCAUAUAAAACCCAAUUGCCCGUACCCGCUCAGACCAAACGGUUCCUGUUUUCGCUGUUGGCAGAUGGGUCAUGAGCAUCGUUCCUGCCCCAAUCCGAAGAAAAUUCUUCGUAAAACGGACAAACGACAACAAGUCCUGGCAGUUGCAGAGGUUGAAUCCGGUGAAGACGACGAAGACGUAGGCGCUUACAAUUUUUCCCGUUAGUCUGUUACGGGAAUCUGAUAUUCCGAGAGAAUUUAUUAAAGGACACAAACAACCCAAAAUAUCAAAAUACGUUGGUGUCGGAGGGAAGAGAAUAUUGAUUAAAAAUGAAUUAAAAUGUUUUGUUAAAUUUAAAAACGAAAUAAAAGAAGUUACAUUUCUAGUUUUGUCAAAUGAAUGUAUGCUCAUGCCAGUAGUUCUAGGAAGAGAUUUUUUGUCCAAGUUUAGGAUUCGCUUAACAAAAGUAAAGCUGAGAUAUGUUAAAGAAGAACUAAUGUGUAUUAGAGAAAAAAUGAAUUAUUUUGUACCCCAAAGAAACGCACUUGCGAACCUCAGCAGAUGCGAUCUUUUAAAAUCAUAUGACGAAAAUAGAAAACUCAAUUCCGAUCCUUUGGUAACGCAUGCCAGUAAUGAUAUAUUUUGCAUUAAUAUAGAAUCUUUCGCGUUAGAACCAGAUAUAAAUCCUAAAUUGAAUAGGGAACAAUUGGUAGCCUUGAACAAUAUAAUUAGGGAAUCUUACCUAGAGCCAAGAGAAACUGCAAUCGAGCCGCUUGAUUAUGAGAUGAAAAUUCAUCUAACCACCGAAAUACCAUUUUAUUGCACUCCACGACGACUGUCUUACUCAGAAAAAUCCGAAGUACAGAAUAAAAUUGACGAAUUACUGAAGGAAGGAAUCAUUAGGCCCAGUAAUUCGCCAUAUGCUUCUGCCGUAGUACUAGUCAAAAGAAAAGGAAAGAUGCGCAUGUGCAUAGAUUAUCGAGGUCUAAAUAAAAUAACUGUAAGGGAUAAUUAUCCACUACCUUUGAUAGAUGAUUGCAUAGAAUACUUGGAGUGAAAACGAAUAUUUACGGUUUUAGAUUUAAAAAGCGGAUUCCACCAAGUUCGCAUGUCACCGGAAUCUGUCCCCUCACUGCUUUUGUAACACCAAACGGCCAA